AUUAAAAUGCUUACGCCGACGGUAAACCGACGAAGCGCGAUCACGUCAUUAGCAUGUGACAUCUGCCAAGUCAAACAGAAAGUUGACUGAAUUUCUUCCUCUUUAUCUGUAAAAAUGAGUGAAAAAACUGGGCCUCAGACCUAUCAGACUAUUCCACAACCCGGGGAGGCUGCUCCAUCAUAUCCCAGUGAACCACCCCCAAAGUAUGAGGCAGGACCUCAAAGUGGCUACCAACAGGCACCACAGCCACAAGGGUAUCCACCCCAGGGAUCAUAUCCCCAGGCUCCGGGAUACAAUGCACAAGGACAGCCUGUAUAUAUGGCACAGACAACUUUAGUGGUACAGCCUCAGAUUGGAUUUGGACCUAAUCCUACGCCGAUGCAAUGUCAGCAUUGCCAUGCCAACAUCAGCACAGCCCUGGAAUAUGAAGCAGGUGCUCUAACCUGGUUAUCAGCUGGUGUUCUCUGUAUAUUUGGAUGCUGGCUGGGAUGCUGUUUGAUUCCAUUUUGCAUCAAUGAUCUGUCUGAUGUCCAGCACAAGUGCCCCAACUGUAACAAGCUGGUGGGCGUGUAUCGAAAGCUGUCUUAAGCCUGCAAACAAUCUGGACCAGCAGUGUCUUUGUUAUCAAAGUGAUUUGGCUGUGGAUAGAGUCUUAUCAGUAACUAUCCAAGGAAUAUUGUCAUGUAUAUACAUUUACCAUAAUUCAGUGAUGACACAUUGUGGAGAGUGUCCUUUUAGCUGAACUUAAGAAUGAUGACACAUUACAAAUACUGAUUAAUUAUGUUUAUAAAAGCUUUUGAAAUGUGUAAAUCAGUAAAAAUUAUUAAAAAAAAUCCAAAUUAUUGUUUAGGCACAAUACAUAAAAAUGACAUUUAAAAUCAAUAAUAUAGGUGGGGUGUUUUUUGAAGCAAAAAUGGUGCAAUAGAAUAAAAAUAUAAAGGAAUGUGCUGGCUACAAUAUUCAAUACCCAUUCACAUAAAUAUAUUGUUAUAUGUAUAUAUAAACUUCACUAGAAUUUAACCUGAACCUUCUAUUGGCUGUCAGUUGGGUUUUUUUCCCAUUUCUCUUAUGAAAGGUGUUUCCUCAAUAACAUUGUCGAUUAAACAGCUAUGUUUGUGCUAGGUUUAGCAGAGUGGCAUCAAUUAUUGUGAAAGCUGAACCAUUGAGACAGUAAAAAAAAUCAUCCAUUGAAACUGAGUUCCUGAAAUAUUGUGGGAUAUCAAUUUUUGCACAAAUCUACAACUAAUAAAUUAGAAGUGCCAUGUCGGUUGUACUUGUAUACUACUUUCUGGCACCAAAAAAUAUAUAGAACUUCAUUAUUUCUGAGAUUGUGAUAGUUAAAAUUUCCUUGUCGAGCGGAGCGAGUUGAAUUUUUUUUCUGAAGAUGUAAUACUUUUAAACUAUUUCAAGCACUACCAUGCGUAGAAAGCAAGAAUUUUUCGGACCUUAAUUCCAUUGUCAAACAGAUCGAGUGAGGCAUACAAUAGUUUUCUGAGUUUGCUGUAUUAUAUUUUUUAAUUGGUAUAAUCAUGAAACCACAGGUGAAAAUACAAAUUUAUCUAUCAUGAAAUGGACUCUA
Messenger RNA from Mizuhopecten yessoensis (Yesso scallop), 1579 nucleotides. RefSeq names its product lipopolysaccharide-induced tumor necrosis factor-alpha factor homolog. The record is from RefSeq and is a predicted model, not a curated record. Gene Ontology annotation, molecular function: zinc ion binding. Bases 115 to 588 code for a protein of 157 amino acids. NCBI's taxonomy places the organism in Eukaryota, Metazoa, Mollusca, Bivalvia, Pectinida, Pectinidae. The transcript is spliced from 5 exons.